AUGAUUUGGCUGCGAAUCUUGUCUCUUGCUGGGACGGACUGGCACGAGGGUCCGCAGGCAGGGGCCCAAUGUUGCAUUCGAGGGCAGACCUCGAGCAGGUCUGAGUCGCUUGUUUACAAGGGCAGCCUUGCCGGCCACAAGGGAUGGAUCACCGCCAUCGCCACGUCGCAGGAGAACCCGGACCUCCUGCUGACCGCUUCGCGCGACAAGACCAUCAUUGUCUGGCAGCUCAGCCGCGACGACGCCAACUACGGCUACCCCAAGCGGAUCCUGCACGGCCACAACCACUUCGUCUCGGACGUCGUCAUCUCGUCUGACGGCCAGUUCGCUCUCUCGGCCUCGUGGGACAAGACGCUCCGCCUGUGGGACCUCAACACCGGCACCACCACCCGCCGCUUUGUCGGCCACACUGCCGAUGUCCUCUCGGUCAGCUUCUCGGCUGACAACCGUCAGAUUGUCUCGGGCUCGCGCGACCGCACCAUCAAGCUGUGGAACACGCUCGGCGAGUGCAAGUUCAACAUCCAGGACGACGGCCACUCGGAGUGGGUCAGCUGCGUCCGCUUCAGCCCCAACCCGCAGAACCCCGUCAUCGUCUCGGCCGGCUGGGACAAGGUCGUCAAGGUCUGGGAGCUUAGCAAGUGCAAGCUGAAGACCAACCACUACGGCCACACUGGCUACAUCAACACUGUCACUGUCUCGCCCGACGGUUCGCUGUGCGCCUCGGGAGGCAAGGACGGCAUCACGAUGCUCUGGGAGCUCUCGGACGGCAAGCACCUCUACUCGCUCGAGGCGGGCGAUGUGGUCAACGCCCUCGUCUUCUCGCCCAACCGGUACUGGCUCUGCGCCGCCACGGCCUCGUGCAUCAAGAUCUUUGACCUCGAGUCCAAGAGCAUCGUCGACGAGCUCAAGCCCGAGUUCACGGGCGUCGGCAAGAACUCGGCCGACCCCGAGUGCCUCUCGCUCGCGUGGUCCGCCGACGGCUCCACCCUCUUCUGCGGUUACUCGGACAACCAGGUCCGCGUCUUCACCGUCGUCUAA
Messenger RNA from Pseudozyma flocculosa PF-1, 1038 nucleotides. RefSeq lists its product as uncharacterized. Gene Ontology annotation, biological process: rescue of stalled cytosolic ribosome; positive regulation of protein phosphorylation. Gene Ontology annotation, cellular component: nucleus; cytosol. The record is from RefSeq and is a predicted model, not a curated record. Lineage: Eukaryota; Fungi; Basidiomycota; Ustilaginomycetes; Ustilaginales; Ustilaginaceae. Bases 1 to 1038 code for a protein of 345 amino acids. Gene Ontology annotation, molecular function: protein kinase C binding; ribosome binding; translation regulator activity. The transcript has 3 exons.